This is a messenger RNA of Chionomys nivalis (European snow vole), 3768 nucleotides long. RefSeq names its product zinc finger protein 853 (gene Znf853). The record is from RefSeq and is a predicted model, not a curated record. Lineage: Eukaryota; Metazoa; Chordata; Mammalia; Rodentia; Cricetidae. Gene Ontology annotation, cellular component: nucleus.
AUGCGUUGCAGCAGCGUGCGCAGCGCGCCCAGCACCGGCGAGCUCCGGGACGCAAGCAGGGCCAAGCAUCCUGUCCCCAUCCCCACCCACACCUCCCCGGGGGGCCCUGGGCGACCUCAGCAGCUCUGACAGCGAAGACCCCGCGGAGUGCCUGCCAAGGGUUCCCCGGUGGGCGGUCAGAACCCCCCUGGCUCAUUCUAGAUGGAGGCACCUCCAGAAGGAGCUGGCUGAAGAGCCGUGGCCUUCACCUUACAGCCACUGGUGACCACACCUCCCCUAGCGCAGAGGCUGCAGCCGGCGGGAAAUGGUCUUCCAGCCUGUUCCCAAGGACCCUGGUGAGACGGCCAGGAUGGAGCUGGGCCCCACAAUAGAGACCUUUGUGUUGGAGCUGCGAUGUCUUGAGGAUGGGGGUCCAGGGUCUGACACCCUCUCAGAUGGCAGUGGUGGGAGUGAGAGCCAGGAGGAGGAAGAGGCUCAGGUGAGCAGCAGCCCACAGCCACCAGCACUCACAGCCCCAGUAGGGGCCAGUAACAGCAUUGGGGCGGUGCAGCUGGGACAACAGGACGUGCAUCUGCAGCAGUUAGAGCAGCAGCAAGAGCUGGAACAGCAGCUGCAGCACAAGCAGUUACAAGAGCAGCAGCCUCAGCAUCAACUGUUAGGACCUCAACCAGAAUUGCGGCGGCAGCAAGAUGGGCAGCAGUAGCUGUCUCAGUUGCAGCAAAAGCUACAGGAAAACCUCCAGUCUGAGCAGCAUCAGGAACCAAAACCACAACCGCAGCUGGCGCAGCAUCCAGGACUUGGACAGGAGCAACAAGAGCAACAGUUGUUGCAGCAGCAGCAGUGGAUGAUUAUGAAGCCCCAAGGCCAAAAGCAACAGCUGUUACUACAGCAGCAAGAACAGUUGCAGCAGCAGCAGCAGCAGCAGCAGCAGCAAGCACAAGAACAACUUGUGGGGCAGCAUGUGCAAGAGCAACAACUAUUGCAGCAGCAAGUAGAAGAACAGGCUUUGCUGCAGCAGCAGCCUUUACAGCAGCCAAUGCAAGAGCAACGACAGUCACAGCAGCAGCUUCUCCAACAGCAGCAACUACUGCAACAACAUGAACAAUUGCUGCUGCAGCAGUUGCAAGAACAAGCAUUGCAACAGCAAUUACAAGGACAACAGCUGUUGCAGCAGCAUCAACAGGAGCAGUUACAGCAGCAGCUACUGCUCCAACAACAGGAACUGUUACAACAGCAGGGACAAUUGCAACCACAACAGUUGCAGCAGCAGAUACUGUUGCUGCAGCCACAGGGACAUAUAGAGCAGCUGUUGCUGCAGCAGCAGGCACAGUUGCAGCAACAACUGUUGCAGCAGCAGCAGGUCCAGAUACAGCACCAACUAUUGCUGCAGCAAGAACAGUUGCAGCAGCAACAGUUGUUGCAACAGCAGCAGCUGCAGCCUCCUCCACUGGAGCAAGAGGAGGAAGAUGAUGUGGAACUGGAGCUUAUGCCAUUGGGCAUAAGGUCAGAGCAGGAGCUGGAGCAGCGACGGCAGGAGUUGGAGAGGCUGCAAGAACAACGACAGCUGAAGCUAAAACUGCAGGAGCAACUGCAUCAGCUGGAGCAGCACUUGAAGCAGCAGCAGCAGCUGGAGCAGCUGCAGCAGCUGGAGCAACAGGAGGUACACUUGAAGCUAGCCCCGGUGGAACUGAGCGCCCAGCAUCAGGAGCUGCAGCUGACCUCUGUGCAGCCGGAGCUGCAGCUGGAGCUGGUUCCCACUCCCGGAGGUGGCAUAGCAUCAGCUCCAGUCUCCUACGUGGUGGCCCCUCCAGGCUAUGUGGUGCUGCAAGAGCUCAUGGUACUGCCCACUGUGGCCACAUCCACUAUGGUGACCAUCGCGGGCCCCACAGGGAGUGAGGCUCGGACACCCACAAAACAGCGCAAGAAGCGGCGAGGCAGGGACAGGCCAACCAUCUGCGGGGAGUGUGGCAAGGGUUUCAGCCGCAGCACGGACUUGGUGCGACAUCAGGCCACGCACACUGGGGAGAGGCCGCAUCUCUGCAGCGAGUGCGGCAAGGGCUUCUCGCAACACUCUAACCUGGUGAUCCACCAGCGCAUCCACACAGGUGAGAAGCCCUACGCCUGCACCUACUGCUCCAAGCGCUUCAGUGAGAGCUCGGCGCUUGUGCAGCAUCAGCGCACCCAUACCGGCGAGCGGCCCUACGUCUGCGCCGACUGCGGCAAGUGCUUCAGCGUCUCCUCCAACCUGCUGCGCCACCGCCGCACCCACUCGGGUGAGCGGCUCCACGCGUGCGAGGACUGCGGCGAGCGCUUCCGGCACAAGGUGCAGAUCCGCAAGCAUGAGCGACUGCACCACGGGUUAGGCCGCCCCAGAGGUCUGGGCCUGCAGCGCUCCUCCAGGCAAGCGCCCUCAAGAGUCUCCACAAGGGCCAAAAAGGCUUCUGCAUCUGGGAAGCCCUGAGUGGUGUGAGAGCCACCCACACCUGGACCCUAGGUCAUGAUCUUAACCCCAGUUUGAGGUCUUUCUGGGUAUCUUGAAUUAUCCUUAGGAAAGAAAGACGUCCAUCUUUUCCCAGACCUACCCCCACAAUGCACCAAGUCCACACUGAUUGAGUCUUCCUUCUCUCUAAACCGUGCACAAGAGAACAGCUCCAUGUGGGUGAGAGAGACUACUAAGACUCUACUACCCGAUUCCCCGGCUCCCCCACUGCCUUCCCGGGAAAACUGGACUGAGAACUCGCGUGAAAUGCGCAGUGUGUGAGGGAGCUGGGGACCAAAUGGAUCAUUCUGAAUACUUAAGGAGGAACUGAAAAGGGGGCAGAUGGUGUAGCUCAGCCGGCAGAGUGCUUGCCUAGCACAAGGAUGGGUUUCCUCUUAAGCAUCACAGAAACAUAUAACCAUGUGUGUUGGCACAUGUAAUACCAGCACUUGGGAGGUAGAGGCCGGAGGAUAAGAUGUUCAAGGUCAUCUUCAGCCACAUAGUGAGUUGGAUAGCCUGGGUUACCCGAGACUCUGCCUCAAAAAAAGAAAAAGAAAAAAAAAAGAAAGAAAGAAAGAAAGAAAGAAAGAAAGAAAGAAAGAAAAAGAGGGGGAAAAAGGAAACUGGCUUGCACAAUGCCUUGAACUUGGUCCAGACAAUAGAUUGUCGUCAGUUACAUAAACCUUGAAGAUACUUGUUGGAAUGAAAGCCGAAGGGUGAACGUAGUUCUGGUGCAAAUUCCUAUGUUCAUAGACACAGGGUCACAGUGGCCAUGGAGGCAAUGUGCAAAUAAAGGUCAGGAAGUUCUGCUCUGCGUGGAAGGUCAAACCUUCCUUCCUCAGGAGCCCAGACUACGGGCAUUAGAAGCAGGUUCUGGGCCUUCGUUGCAAAGCUCCCAAGUCAUCUGUACCUCCUUACUGUUGCCCGGUGUAGGAGCCUGUGGCUGAAGCAGAGAUUUCCAGGAAGGGAGGAGCCUGGGAAGAACUUCCGGCGGUCCCCAUUUAGCCUAAGCUGUUUAGGUGGUGCCCGUAUGACCCAGGGACCGCCGUCUUCUGACCAAGCUAUGGGGUAGGUGUGGUCAGAGGAGACUUUACCUCCUGGCUGGUAUGUGAGAUGAAUGUUGGGGUAAGGACUGGGUGUGUCAGAAAGGUUGUAAACCAUAUUUACCAAACCGUAUAAGGCAGGGACCGUCUGGGAGGCGUGCCAGGUGGAGGGUCCUCCCUGCCCCCCCAGCGACUUCCUACCCACUUGACCUGCUGGCCCACUGUGGCAGCUCGGUCCUUGCCAUU